Messenger RNA from Mytilinidion resinicola, 765 nucleotides. RefSeq lists its product as uncharacterized. The coding region runs from base 1 to 765 and encodes 254 amino acids. The transcript has 3 exons. Lineage: Eukaryota; Fungi; Ascomycota; Dothideomycetes; Mytilinidiales; Mytilinidiaceae. The record is from RefSeq and is a predicted model, not a curated record.
AUGAACUACCUAAAGGGCGCGCCCAUGAUGACCAUGGACUUCAUUCGUCAAAUCCAAACCCAGAGUCCCCAAGAGCAAUUAAGCGCGUUUGAUAUGCUACAUUGUCUCAGGGAACACGAUCGACUAGAAAAAUCAGUUCUUAACAAGGUUGAGGACCUCCAGAGUAAGUUCAGGGGCGUUAACGGUAAGAAGAUGACGAAGAGCGAAGGAGACAAUCUGGAGACCAAGCGUCCGGAGUAUAUGGCCCAACUUGAGGAGCUCGCGAAAGCUAAGGCGGACAUCCUCCAAGUCGGCUGCAACCGCCUCGAGGACUCGUUUAAUAGAAACAAGGCAACCACGAAGACCACCAAGGUGCCGAAGCUCCGUUAUUCUGGCGCGCCACACCUGGUCUACAUGGGCGCGAAUAAAUGGGCGGAGCUGGCCAGUUGUGAAUGCAACGCCAAUGGAGUGAGCGUCACCGUCGACGGCGUUCGCUUCUUCAACUUCAUGAAAGGCAUCGAGGUUCAGGCGAUUAUGGACGGCACGAAGAAUGCGCUUAAGCUCGAGAAGAAGCCGUGCAAAGGGGCUGAAAAGCAUACGUACGUGGAAGAUCCUUCUAGAGAAGCCGAACGUGGUGAAGAUCAGCUCAAGGCGGGCUUGGGUAACUCCGUCCAUGGAAAGGUCGGCCAGGGCUCAACGACUGCCGGUUCCUUUACACGAAGUGCCGCGACGAAGUCGUCAGCCAUGGACGGCACUAAUGAAACUACGGGAACAGUCUCCGGAUGA